Molecule: messenger RNA, 897 nt
Organism: Diaporthe citri
Lineage: Eukaryota; Fungi; Ascomycota; Sordariomycetes; Diaporthales; Diaporthaceae
Exons: 4
Coding region: 1-897 (298 amino acids)
Source: RefSeq, a predicted model, not a curated record
AUGCCAAUAGUGGCAUUAACGAAAUGGCUGAGCCAAGCCAGAGGCUCGUGCCCGCCCCUCUAUUACCAUCCACUUGAUCCAGGCAGCCACGAGAUCCGCCUUCUCACACCGCUCAAGGUCGACGCCAAGGACCGCGUGGAAUGCAAACUCGUGACAGUCCCCCUCCGUAGCUGCCCUCCCUUCGCGGCCCUGUGCGACAACAGCGAAAGGGGGCAUCAGGUGCAACUGACGAGGGAGAUCUUUUCCGGUGCCGAGGUGGUCAUGUGUUGGCUGCCGAGUGCGUCAACGCGCUUCUUCGAUGAAGUAUCCGAUGAUGACCGGAAGGAGUUUCACCUACGUACGGCAUUCGAAACAUUCGAGCUCAUCAGCAAAGAACUGCGCAUCGUUGAGGAGGAGGCUGGCAAAACGAUUCUGGAGACGGACCAUAGCGACGAGAGGCUUAUCAGCUGGUUGGAAAGGGUGGACCAAGUUGCGCGACGGCUCCGAGACUGGGGAGUGGCCGUACUGGUUGAACAGGAAGUGGAAGUCGCUCUGGCGCGGGACCCGCUGAUGUCCUGCAAGUCCAGCUCCUUGUCGUUCCGUGACACAUUCAGUCGCGCGAUGGCCUGGUUCGACAUUCUGGCGUAUGGCAAGCUCCCGGACCCCAGCUUCGCCUCGACCGCCCGGUGGAAUUCUUUCAUCAAUGCAGACGGGCCAAGUCAUGCAAUGUUCUUUGGCGAGGCCAAUGCCGACUUUGGUGUAUUCGCGGAUAAGGAUUCAAGCAUCACCUCUAUCCAGGGCUCUUCGCUCUUUGUGGACGGUGUUGUCAUCGACUCCGUUCAGGAAUUAUACACCAGUGUUCUCGAAUGCAAAGACCUCGCUCCGUUCUUGUCGGUGCUUCUCCGGCCCCCAGAAUGA